AUGGUCCGAAUCGCGAUUGCUGGCGGCUCUGGCAAUGUUGGACGAGAGAUCCUAGAUGCUCUGGAUGUCCCUGCCACCGAUUUUGGCCCAGGAGUUAAAUGGAUCAAGACAAAUUACAACGAUGUUGCCCACUUGUCUCAAGUGCUAGAAGGGGUUCACACUGUUCUCUCUUUUGUCGCCGGACCCGUCGAUCCAACGAACGUCGCACAGAGAGAUACGCAAAAGAAUUUGAUCGAUGCAUCCAUCAAAGCUGGCGUUAGACGAUUUGCCCCAAGCGAGUGGGCUUCUUCCAAACUGGAGUACAUGUUCUGGUACGGCUUCAAGGAAGAGACUCGAAAGUACCUCGCAACCGUCAACAAAGACAAGAAGGUCCUCGAAUACUGUCUGUUCCAACCGGGAUUGUUCACCAACUAUAUGACAUAUCCGUUCAGCUCCUCCAAGCAUGUUCAGCUCUUCGAGACACCCUUUAACUUCUAUCAACGUCGCGCUCUUGUCGUUGAUGGAGGUGAAAACGCCAUUAUUACCUUUACGACCGCACAGGAUCUCGCUAGAGUUGUCGCUUUAGCUGUGGAGUAUGAAGGCGAAUGGCCUGUCAUCGGCGGCGUCCAAGGAGCGCAGGUAUCAGUCGCGCAGCUCAUUGCGCUAGGCGAGAAGAUACGUGGCGAGCCUUUCGACGUGACCAAGCUCAAGUCAGACGACCUCAAAGCAGGGGUAGUCAAGGCUCCUUGGUUCCCCAAGGUUGAGCACCCAUCGAUACCCCCCGAGACCUUAGAUGCCGUCGCUCCUAGCCUGCUUUCUGGCAUGCUGCGGGGUAUUGUGGCUGGAAACCUAGAGUGCUCUGACGAGUGGAACCGGCUCUUGCCUGAGUACGAGUUUACUCAACCGGAAGACUUUCUGGCCACCGCGUGGGCGGAGAUUGAUGCGGGAGCCACGACCGUGUUCAUGUCCUACUAG
Molecule: messenger RNA, 954 nt
Organism: Colletotrichum paranaense
Lineage: Eukaryota; Fungi; Ascomycota; Sordariomycetes; Glomerellales; Glomerellaceae
Product: NmrA-like family protein
Exons: 6
Coding region: 1-954 (317 amino acids)
Source: RefSeq, a predicted model, not a curated record